This is a messenger RNA of Volvox carteri f. nagariensis, 1727 nucleotides long. RefSeq lists its product as uncharacterized. The transcript has 8 exons. NCBI's taxonomy places the organism in Eukaryota, Viridiplantae, Chlorophyta, Chlorophyceae, Chlamydomonadales, Volvocaceae. Bases 1 to 1182 code for a protein of 393 amino acids. The record is from RefSeq and is a predicted model, not a curated record. Gene Ontology annotation, molecular function: Hsp90 protein binding.
AUGUCGGCUAGCGAUAGCGACAACGAAGAUGACCGACGUCCGGCGCAUAAUUUAAUUGAUGAUAAUAAGGGCCUACAUCCGUUGUUUUGGGACGCGCUGCCGGAGGACGCAGAAGAAGACCCUGCCUUUGCUGCGCUGAAAGCUCUUGAUGAGGACUUAUCGCCGGAGGAAAGAGCCGAAAACUACAAGACGCAAGGCAACAACAAGCUGCGUCUGGCGCUGUCCGAUAAAGCCGACACGGCUGCCCGCCGAACGUUGCUGCGGGAGGCUGUCCAGUGCUAUGGCAAUGGCCUGGCGGCUAAUGUAUCCAACCCGCGCCUCAACUCGAUUCUCUACGCGAACAGAGCUCACGUUGAGCUGAUGCUAGGGAAUUUCCGCAAAGCCCUGGAUGACAGCCUGGCCGCGAAGAAGCUGGAUCCAGGGAACCUUAAGGCCCUCUUCCGGGGCGCCAAAGCCGCCCUGAAGCUUGGGCUGUGGGAGCAGUGCCUGCAGCUUUGUGAGGAGGGCCUUAGGCACGUCCCCACCAACACCGGUGUCCCACCACCAUUGCACCCGCAGGAGGCGAGCUCCAAAUUGGAGGAGCGGCGGCAGCGGGAGGAGCGCAUCGCGGCACAGGCGGAGGCGGAGGCCGCGCCCGCACGUGCCCUGGCUGAAGCGCUGAUGACACGAGGACAUAAAAUGACUCGGCCGCAGGUCAGUUUGGGCUCCCGCACCAAGGCCACACUCAACCCCGACGGCUCGCUGACGUGGCCUGUGCUGCUGAUGUAUCCGGAGAGCGGUCAGCAGGACGUGGUGGAGGCGUUUGGGGAGGAGGACACCUUCGACGAACACCUGGACCUUAUGUUCGGCCCAGAUGCUCCGCCCCUGGAGUGGGACGAGGCGGGUGCCUACUCCCGAGAUCGCAUCGAGCUGUACUACCUCGCCCAUGCUGGCAAGCCGCUCAACAUGGACCAGCUGGUUCAGGCGAUGCAGGGCCACUGGCCGCAGGGCCUGGAUGACGCCGGCGAUGGCGGUCCCGAGCGAUAUGGCAGUCGAGCUGCGCGCAUGCGCCGAGUCAACCCGCGUCACACGCUGCGCCAGGUGCUGUGUGCCCAGGAUCACGUGGUGGCGGGUGUUCCUCUGUUUCUGGUGGUCGCAAGGGGGACGGCGUACCGGGAGAAGUUUCUGGAGUGCGGCCGGUGAUGUCCCCUGGGGGAAGGGAGUGCGUGUGUGUUUGUGUUUGUGUGUGUGUGUGUAGUGAUCUGAGCUUAGAUGUGGGCAUGCGUUACAUGGUGUGGCCUGGAGUGGUGUGGUGGGAGAGGAGGUGUGUAGUGAGGGCCUUGAGGUAAGGUUAGAUAGUGAAGUGUGAGAGGGGUGCCAGGAAAGGGUGAGAUGUGGAGGAUUGGGGUUGAAGUCUCCACGCCAUCGAGAUAUAUGGAUGUAUGUAUGAAAGGAUGUAUGUAUCGAGGGAUGGCCCUAUUCCAUACAUCCGACGGGUCAAAUGGUCGGUAACCGGACCCAAUCGGUCCGUAGAGUGGGGCCUAGGUAGGGUUACCGAGGAGUUACCGGCCUUUACCCGACCGGUGGGUGACCCUACCGAUAGGCUACUUUACCAACCGGUUACCGGCCGUGACAAAACUCGGUUGGCCGUAAUGGAAUGUAAUGGAAAGUGCCUAACCAUGCAUAAGAAUUGCAGAAAUUCGCAUCCUGAAGAAAGCAACUAGAAAUGUAAAGGUUGGAUUUUAUAG